Messenger RNA from Malania oleifera, 2280 nucleotides. Its product is annotated as NADP-dependent malic enzyme-like. The coding region runs from base 163 to 2019 and encodes 618 amino acids. Gene Ontology annotation, cellular component: chloroplast. Gene Ontology annotation, biological process: malate metabolic process; pyruvate metabolic process. Gene Ontology annotation, molecular function: malate dehydrogenase (decarboxylating) (NAD+) activity; malate dehydrogenase (decarboxylating) (NADP+) activity; NAD binding. The record is from RefSeq and is a predicted model, not a curated record. NCBI's taxonomy places the organism in Eukaryota, Viridiplantae, Streptophyta, Magnoliopsida, Santalales, Ximeniaceae. The transcript has 20 exons.
AUGUCUUUCCCGGAAGAAUGUAAUACGUGGCUUAAUGGGUCACUGUCACCUAAGUUUUGGUGCUGUCUAAGCCUUGAGCUGGACGCCUACGCAGAGACGCAUCUCUCUCUCUCUCUCUCUCGUCCAAACGCGGGAUUCCCAAUUCCAUUCUAGAUCUCCGUUAUGUUGUGGUUAAGCAGAGGAAGAUUUCUGGGCAGAGCCCUGGGCGUGUUUGGCCGGCGAGAAAAAGAGAAAACAGGUUGUUGGGUUGUGAUGGAGAGCACGUUGAAGGAGAUGAGGAAUGGGUAUGUAGAUGCCAGGAAUGGUGGUGCUGGGGGUGGGGUUGAGGACGUGUAUGGCGAAGAUAGCGCCACUGUUGAUCAGCUGCUGACCCCCUGGACUGUCUCUGUUGCUAGUGGAUAUAAUCUGUUGCGGGAUCCACGCCAUAACAAAGGGCUUGCCUUCAACGAGAAAGAGAGGGAUGCACACUACUUGCGUGGCCUUCUACCCCCAGCAGUCCUGAGUCAGGAGCUUCAGGAGAAGAGAGUGAUGCACAUUCUCCGCCAAUACAAAGUCCCAUUGCAAAGAUACAUGGCCAUGAUGGAUCUGCAGGAGAGAAAUGAGAGGUUAUUUUACAAGCUUCUCAUUGAUAAUGUUGAGGAACUGCUUCCAGUUGUGUAUACACCUACAGUUGGCGAGGCUUGCCAGAAAUAUGGGAGCAUUUUCAGGCAUUCCCAGGGUCUCUACAUCAGUUUGAAAGAAAAGGGAAAAAUUCUUGAAGUACUGAAAAACUGGCCUGAGAGGAAUAUUCAAGUUAUUGUUGUGACUGAUGGCGAGCGUAUUUUGGGGCUUGGGGAUCUUGGCUGCCAGGGAAUGGGGAUUCCAGUGGGAAAACUUUCUUUGUAUACAGCACUUGGAGGACUCCGUCCCUCAGCAUGCUUGCCUAUAACCAUUGAUGUUGGAACAAACAACGAACAGUUGUUGAAGGAUGAAUUUUACAUUGGGCUCAGACAAAAGAGGGCUACUGGAAAGGAAUAUGCUGAGCUUCUACACGAAUUCAUGUCUGCAGUAAAGCAAAACUAUGGGGAAAAAGUCCUUAUACAGUUUGAAGAUUUUGCAAAUCACAAUGCUUUUGAGCUGCUAGCAAAAUACCGCACAAGCCAUCUCGUCUUCAAUGAUGAUAUACAGGGAACAGCAUCUGUGGUUCUGGCAGGGCUUAUUGCAGCUUUGAAAUUAGUUGGGGGAACUUUGGCUGACCAUAAAUUCUUAUUUUUGGGUGCUGGGGAGGCUGGAACUGGCAUAGCAGAGCUUAUAGCUCUUGAGAUGUCAAAAGAGACAAAAGCUCCAUUGGAGGAAACACGAAAGAAGAUUUGGCUUGUGGAUUCGAAGGGACUCAUUGUCAGUUCUCGCAAGGAGUCACUUCAACAUUUCAAGAAGCCUUGGGCACAUGAGCGUGAACCUGUAAAGGAUCUUUUAGAUGCUGUUAAGGCUAUCAAGCCAACGGUGCUAAUAGGAUCAUCUGGAGUAGGAAAGACAUUUACAAAAGAGGUGGUUGAAGCCAUGGUAUCCUUCAAUGAGAAACCUCUUAUUCUUGCUCUAUCCAAUCCAACUUCACAAUCAGAGUGCACAGCUGAAGAAGCCUAUACAUGGAGCAAGGGCCGGGCAAUAUUUGCUAGUGGAAGCCCAUUUGAUCCUGUUGAACAAGAUGGGAAAGUUUUUGUCCCAGGCCAGGCAAACAAUGCUUACAUAUUUCCUGGAUUUGGUUUGGGUUUGAUCAUAUCUGGUGCCAUUCGUGUGCAUGAUGACAUGCUUUUGGCAGCCUCGGAGGCUCUGGCUGCACAGGUGACUGAGGAAAACUUUGGGAAGGGCCUGUUGUACCCACCAUUCUCCAAUAUCAGGAAGAUAUCAGCCCAUAUUGCUGCUAAUGUUGCUGCAAAGGCAUAUGAACUUGGUCUGGCUUCUCGUCUUCCUAGACCUAAGAAUCUUAUCAAGUAUGCAGAGAGCUGCAUGUACAGCCCUGUUUACCGAAGCUACCGUUGAACAGGGGCAGAAAUCCCCUGCAGUUUUGUAAUCUGCAGUUUAAUUAUAGGCUUUUCAUCAUUCUUUUUCAUUUGUAUGCCCCCUUCCAGCUCUUAUUUCUUUUUCUCGACAUAUGUUAUAUGCGGAUCCUGAUGUUGGUAUUGCUAUCCAUGAUUAAUUUUUAAGUAUAGUGCUGGUAAUAUUUACGUGAAGUUAGCUUUAUUUUAUGAUAUGAUUGAACAUGUCAGCAAAAAUUUAUCAAUAAACUUAGUUUGCCUCCAA